Molecule: messenger RNA, 678 nt
Organism: Solanum verrucosum
Lineage: Eukaryota; Viridiplantae; Streptophyta; Magnoliopsida; Solanales; Solanaceae
Product: protein C2-DOMAIN ABA-RELATED 2-like
Exons: 3
Coding region: 102-590 (162 amino acids)
Source: RefSeq, a predicted model, not a curated record
CAGUUCUGUAGACCCACUCCCCUGCCUAUACCCUUCCAAGGUUUUAACUAUAAAGCUACCCACUUCUGCAAAAUCAAUCACUACAAGUUUUAAAGGAUUACAUGGAGAAUCAGUUGGGUCUUCUGAGAGUUCGUAUCAUCAGAGGCAUCAAUUUGGCCAUUAGAGACUUAAGAAGCAGUGAUCCAUAUGUUGUUGUUACCAUGGGCAAACAGAAAUUGAUGACUCGAGUGGUGAAGAAGAAUGCUAAUCCCGAAUGGAAUGAAGAUUUAACGCUAUGUAUUUCUGAACCUAUUCUCCCAAUCAAGCUGCAAGUUUAUGACAAGGAUACAUUUACUUGCGAUGAUAAAAUGGGCGAUGCAGAACUUGACGUUGUACCAUUUAUAGAUGCAAUAAGGAUGACGCGCUUUAAUAACAUCCCCAAUGGAGUCAUACUUUCCAGAAUAAUGCCUAGCCUGCAGAAUUGCUAUUCAGAAGAAAGCUGUAUUGUGUAUGAAAAUGGCAAGGUUGUCCAAAAUAUGUUUCUUAGAUUGAGGAAUGUUGAGUGUGGUGAAAUACAACUCCAGUUGCAAUGGAUAGACGUUCCUAGUUAAUUCUGUUCCAGCUUAUAUUGUGAGAAUAGCUAGAUUCUGUAUUUAUCUAUAUGAAUAUUAAAUGAACUUAUCCUUUUGUUGUUGUUUU